Molecule: messenger RNA, 1425 nt
Organism: Paramecium sonneborni
Lineage: Eukaryota; Ciliophora; Oligohymenophorea; Peniculida; Parameciidae
Source: the annotation of a GenBank genome assembly
AUGACGGACAAUUUGAUAACUGCACCUUAUUUUUCUUCUAAGAAGAAGUUUUUUUACAAAAAUCUACUUGAUGAGAAUUCAAAGGUUGACUUCAUCUCACAAUAUAGAAUGAUUCAAAAAAUGAAGGAUUCUGGUUAGCGUCCUCCAUUACCUGAAUAUACACAUAGAAACGAAUACAAACCUCUUUUUAUUUUUGGCUCUCCUAAACAUUCUCUCGAACAAAUUACAACCAAAUAAUCCACUCAUUUAACUACCACUCAACGUGUAAUUCCAAACACAAUUGGAUCAUUUGAUAGAGAAGAAUCAUUGCCUACAAUUUCUAAAAGAAAAAGAGCAAACAUUAAGAAAAUAAAAAUGAUCACUCAAGCACCUGAAGACCUUUAAAUACUUGACUAUUUAGAAUAUGUGAAAUAAACUCAGUAAUAAAAAAAACAAUUGAAUAAUAUUUUUGAGAAAUUAGAUGAAAAAGAAGGAAAUACAUUUGUUUCUUUAAAUUAAUUAAAGCAGAACCAUCUCAAAUCUAUUAAGGCUGAAUAAAAUCUCUACAUUCAUAAACUAAUUUUUAGUUCAUUUGCUGUAUACUCUAUUAAAGUAUUCAAAUCAAUUACCUUAUAAGAAAUUAUUGAUUUGUACCUGGCAGCAUAAAAAAAAUAAACAAGUCAAUUUAGUGCAGUUGAGUAAAUUGUUCAAUCCUUCUUAUCCGAUUUAGAAAUCGCCUCCAAAAUUUAUAAUUCAACAAAACUUAUGGCUUCUGCCUUGUGCAAAAUAACAGGAAUUGAUUACAAAUUGUUUUAUUUACUCUAUAAACCUAAACGAAUACUUCCUAAUAAUGAUGGAUAUGUAAUUGAUGAGAAUUUCGCAAACAAUUACUAAUAUACACAUAUUGAUUGUUAUGAUGUUUAUUAUAGAAUUUUUGGAGCUGGUGAUUUACCCUAUGAAUAUUAGGAACAUAUGAAAGAUUUCUAUACCUAAGAUGCUGCACCUUCCAUAUUUAAUAGUCAAAUUAGACAAAAGGAUUAUAAGUUAGCGAAAUAAAAAUUAGAAAAUGAUUUUGGUAGAGAUAAAACAGGUUGGUAUAACAACGCCAAUAAAAUAGAAGUCGAUUUAGAUUUUAUUAGAAAAUUACUCUAUUAUUAGAAAAAUUUAUAAAUAUCAUUAAAAAAUAAAUAAUCUGACAUUAUAAUGAAUAAACAAUUAUAAUUGUAACAUUAUACUAAAUAGGUGAUAACAGAAGAAGCUUAAGAAUAGAAGUAAAGAUAAUUGAUUUAACAAACUAAUUCUUUAUUAUUUAAAAUAGAAACUGCAGAGAAUUAAAUAGGGACAUUUCCAUUAGUUUCUAGAUCAAAUAGAUAUUUCUAUGAAAAUCUGCAUUAUUUAGAGCGCAUAUAGAAUAAAAUAAAGAAGAAUGAUUAUUAAAUAUAAUGA